GACUCUGUGUUCGCCACCGCCUUCGGCCUGACCUCAGCCCUGGGUCUGCCCCUGAACGCUCUGGCUCUCGUCUUCUUCUUCCGCUGCGCGGCCGUGCGCUCCCACACCACGGUCUACAUGAAGAACCUGGCCUGCGCCGACCUGCUGCUGGCCGCCUCGCUGCCCGUCCGGGUCGCCUUCUACACGGACGCCUGGCACCCAGAGGCGCCGCCGCGGCUGGCUUGCGAGAUCUCCGGCAUGGUCUUCCUGGUCAACAUGUACGCCAGCAUCUUCUUCCUCGCCUGCAUCAGCCUGGACCGCUGCGCCGCUAUCUGCUUCCCCAUGAGGUCCCGGCUGAGUGGGGCGAGGAGGGGAGCCCCCUGGUACAGUGCUCUGGUCUGGCUGGUGGUGGUGGGGGCCAGCCUGCCUCCCUACCUGUACCUCAAGCUGGGCAAAGGGCUAGAAGGUCAACAAAACGCCAACACCUCCAACACCACCUACUGCUUCAAGGACCGGCCGAACUACGUGUCAAACCCGGCCGCUCUGGCCUUCGCCCUAUUGAUGGGGUGCGGGGUACCCCUGGCCACCGUGCUGGCCUGCUCUCUGGCGCUGCUCAGGUCCGUCCGCCGGAGCCCGGCCGCCCGGCAGGACUGGCCCCGGGUGCGCAACACGGUGGCGGUCACUUUGGCCGUCUUCGCCCUCUGCUUCCUGCCCUACCACAUGGUCCUCCUGCUGAUGCUCGUGGAGCCGUCGACGAAGGACUUCGGCCUCGACCGAGCCUACCACGCCGCUGUGCCGCUGGCCUGCCUCAACACCGUGCUAGACCCCGUCUGCUACUACUUCGCCACCGAGACUUUCCAGAAGAGCCCUGGCGUCCGGGCGCUGAGGAACGCGCUGAUCACCAACACGGGCAGCGAUGCCCAACAACGCUCAAGGGGCAACCACUGAACUCC
Amblyraja radiata (thorny skate) is the source of this 932-nucleotide messenger RNA. Its product is annotated as lysophosphatidic acid receptor 4. Gene Ontology annotation, cellular component: plasma membrane. Gene Ontology annotation, biological process: phospholipase C-activating G protein-coupled receptor signaling pathway; positive regulation of Rho protein signal transduction. The transcript has a single exon. The coding region runs from base 118 to 927 and encodes 269 amino acids. The record is from RefSeq and is a predicted model, not a curated record. Gene Ontology annotation, molecular function: G protein-coupled receptor activity. Lineage: Eukaryota; Metazoa; Chordata; Chondrichthyes; Rajiformes; Rajidae.